UGGGAGAAUCCCAAUGUUUUCCAACGGAUGCGCUCAGCAGCGCGGCGGCUUGAGGCGACUCCGGGAGCGACGCUCGGCGGGGGGGGGGGCGUCCCGGGAGGGGGCGACGGGGGGCCGGGCCGGCGGCCCGCGCCCCGGCUCUUCCCCACCCCGCCAGGCAGCAUGGCCCACCCCCCUGAGGCGCCCGGAGCUGCCCCCUGAGUGCCCGGUGCCGGCGGAGCGCCCCGCCGCAGCCUGCCGACGGCGCUGGGGAAGAUGCUGCCGCGGCUGGUCCUGCCCGGCUGACGCCCCGCCGCCGCCGCCGCCGCCGCACCCCCGUCCCCAUUGUCCCCCGGCCGCCUCCGGCUCCAUGAGCGCCUCCUCCUCCCCCCGCCUCUGAGCUUCCCGCCCUCCACCUCAUGGCUGCAUCGGAAGAAGGGACCGGCUGCUUUCUCCCGCGAGGCAGGUCGCAGAGUGACCCCAGCAUCCUCACCGACCCCGCGGGCCCCGGCGCCGGGGAGCACCCAGAUGAGAUGGAGCAGUCUCCUGCAAUGCGUUCUGACUACUUGGUCUCAGGGAUUCGAACUCCGCCAGUGAGAAGGAACAGCAAACUGGCAACACUGGGCAGGAUCUUCAAACCAUGGAAGUGGCGGAAAAAGAAAAAUGAGAAGCUAAAGCAGACAUCUGCAGUGCUGGAGAAGAAGAUGACAGCACGACAAGGUCGGGAUGAACUCAUUAAGAAAGGCCUUCUGGAGAUGAUGGAACAAGAUAACGAAGGCAAAGCCUGCACUGGUGACGAAGCCACGAGAGCAACGCAGAGUGACCCUCCAGCUCCUGUGUGCCAGGCACUUGCCUCAGAAGAGGUGCAGCAAGAGAGUACAAUAGCAGCCACAACGAAUGUGACCUCGCUUGGUGAGGAGCUGCAUUUGGAUGAGUUGAAAGAAGACGCAGCCAAGAAACCUUCAGCACCCACGGAAGAAUUAGAAGAUGCCAGCCUGCCAGCAUCUGAAGACAGUCCACAAGCCUUACUUGUAUCUGAAUCUACAGAUUCCCCCCAGAAACAGACAGAAGGAAACCCAGCACAGCUUCCCAGCCCUCCAUUGCUCCCAGCUCCACCACCUAAGGCAAUCUCCAAAAUCACAAAGAGCGUAACAGCAGGAAGCGAAAUAGAUGACCCAGCCAUGAAAUCUCCUCCUUCCACCAUCCUGAAGAAUUAUGUCAUUGUUAGCUCCUCCCAAAUCUCAGGACAAGCUGCCCUCUUCCAUCCCUCUGGCCAGAAAAGUUCAGAUCCCCAUGUCAGAGGACAGGUAACACCACCAACCGGUUCCCCUCACCUGGCUGCCGUCCACCUGCCUUUACCUCCCAGCAGAGUCAUUGAAGAACUCCACAGGGCUCUGGCCACCAAACACCGGCAGGACAGCUUCCAUGGAAGAGAAAGCAAAGGCUCUCCAAAAAAAAGAGUGGAUGUCCGUCCAUCCAGAACAUCUAGCAUUGAGCGCAACAAAGAAAAGGAGAACUCACUGAGUUACAGCAGUGAUUCAGAAAACAAGCGGAACUCAGUUAAAGAGUCGGAUGAGAACAAAGAAAACAUGAUCAUGAACUCAGAACUCAAGGAAGACACUGUUUUCUAUCAGGAUGAGGAAGUUUUGAAUGACUCCAUUAUUUCUGGUACUUUGCCAAGAAAAUGCAAGAAAGAACUGCUGGCAGUAAAACUACGAAACAGACCAAGUAAGCAGGAGCUGGAAGACAGGAAUAUUUUCCCAAGGAGGACAGAUGAGGAAAGACAGGAAAUCCGACAGCAAAUUGAAAUGAAACUCUCAAAGCGACUCAGCCAAAGACCUGCUGUUGAGGAGCUAGAAAGAAGAAAUAUACUUAAACAACGAAAUGAUCAAACAGAACAGGAAGAAAGAAGAGAAAUCAAACAGAGACUUACAAGAAAGCUUAACCAGAGACCUACAGUUGAUGAACUAAGAGACAGAAAAAUCCUGAUUCGAUUCAGUGAUUAUGUGGAAGUGGCAAAAGCACAGGACUACGACAGGCGAGCAGAUAAACCAUGGACAAGACUAUCAGCAGCAGAUAAGGCAGCAAUUCGGAAAGAGCUAAAUGAAUACAAAAGUAAUGAAAUGGAGGUACAUGCAUCAAGCAAACAUUUGACAAGAUUUCACAGGCCAUAGAAAUUUUCUUCUGAGAAGAAUCUGUCUUUACUUUUUGAUAUUGCUGCUGAACACAUAUCAGGGAAUAUAUAAGUCUUUCCCUAAAGUUCAGUCCAGGAUACCUUGAUGUUUAUGUGAAAGAAGGACUCUGCAGUUGAAGUCUCUGCAGCACUUACGUACAGAAGGAAACACCAGAGAUGUACUUCACUCUGAAGUCAGAAGAGCGAUGGCCUGUGGAGUGGGGCGAUCUGCUGAAAAAGACUGAAGUAAAGCUACUUGAAAGAAGCUACUACUCUCCUUUAACACUUGUUUUAAACUGUUUUGCAGUCUAUCUUGGAAAAGGAGAUGUUGUGCAUGUACAGGCUUUACCAUUCCAAGGCCUCUGACAUAAAUGGACAUGACACACUGUCAUUCAGUAUUAUGUUGAGAAGACAUUUUGAACUUACCACAAUUAGUUUGUAAAACACUUAAGUUCAUGUUCUAAAAACUAAUUUAAUGUAUUAUAAUUUCAUUCUUUUUUAUAUAAUGUCUAACAGAAUCACAGCUGCAAGCAUUUUUGAUUCCUGUUACUUUUGUUCUUUAAUUAAAUGACUACUUAUUGCAGGAAAUGAA
Molecule: messenger RNA, 2744 nt
Organism: Grus americana (Whooping crane)
Lineage: Eukaryota; Metazoa; Chordata; Aves; Gruiformes; Gruidae
Gene: PHACTR3
Product: phosphatase and actin regulator 3
Exons: 13
Coding region: 399-2153 (584 amino acids)
Biological process (GO): actin cytoskeleton organization
Molecular function (GO): actin binding
Source: RefSeq, a predicted model, not a curated record